AUGAAAAACCAGAACCGAAGCUGGAUGUAUGAUAGAACGUAUGAUCAGAGGCGGGGUCUUAAACCCAGUUUUAUUAAAGGGGUAAAUGAAUUUGUGGAUGUGUGUACUAGAACUCAUGAAUUUCUCAAAGGAGGUUUAGUUAGGUGUCCAUGUGCCAGAUGUCAAAGUGGGACGUUUAAACAGUUGGUCGACAUUAAGAUUGAUCUAUAUACUCAUGGGUUUAAACCUAAUUAUUGGGUUUGGAUAGAGCAUGGAGAAGAGAUACCCACAGAGAAUCAGAUUAGGAUAGAAGAAGAUAUUGAAAGUAGCUCUGAAUUAGAUGGUGUUACAUGGGAAGAAAAUUUUGAUCGUUAUCAUGAGAUGGUUGUUGAUGCUUUGCAACUUGAGUUUCACAUGUACAUGCAACCAACAGUGGAGGAACCAAAUCGAGAUGCUAAAAGAUUUUAUGACCUCUUAGAUUCAGUUAGUAAACCCUUGUGGGAAAAUUGUAUCCAUUCACGAUUGUCACUUGCUAGUAGGAUGCUGAGUAUAAAAUCAGAGGGAAACCAAUCCCAGGGAUCUUUUGACCAGUGGGCAACUUUGUUUAGAGAAAUGCAAACAACUCCAAAUGAAAUUCCUGCGAAUUACUAUGAAGCUAAGAAAAUUGUUUUCCAACUUGGGUUUAAGGAGGUUAAGAUAGAUUGUUGUGUCAAUGGUUGUAUGAUAUAUUACAAAGAGGAAAAAGAUCUUAGACAAUGUAAAUUUUGUGGGGAGCAGAGAUUUAAGCCUAGGAAGGAAAAAAAUAAAGAGGUGCCAUAUAAAAGAAUACAUUAUUUGCCAUUGAUUCCAAGGCUACAAAGGUUGUAUGCAUCAAUGAGUACUGCCCCUCAUAUGUUGUGGCAUCACCAAAAUCGCAGAAAUGACGACGUGAUGACACAUCCUUCCCAUGGUGAAGCAUGGAAACAUUUUGAUACCAAGCAUCCUCAUUUUGCAAGCGAACCGCGUAAUGUUAGACUUGGACUUUGUUCUGAUGGGUUUUCUCCUAAUGUUCAUUUUAGCACACCGUACUCUUGUUGGCCUGUUAUAGUUACCCCUUAUAACCUUCCACCUCAUAUGUGUAUGAAAGACCCUUUUUUGUUCCUAACGUGCAUCAUACCCGGAAAAGAAAAUCCCAAAGCAAAAAGUGAUGUUUAUCUUCAACCAUUGAUAGAUGAACUUAAAGAGUUAUGGGAUGAAGGCGUCCUAACAUACGACAUUCAUAGCAAGAGUUAG
Messenger RNA from Arachis duranensis, 1251 nucleotides. RefSeq lists its product as uncharacterized. Bases 1 to 1251 code for a protein of 416 amino acids. The record is from RefSeq and is a predicted model, not a curated record. The transcript has a single exon. NCBI's taxonomy places the organism in Eukaryota, Viridiplantae, Streptophyta, Magnoliopsida, Fabales, Fabaceae.